This is a messenger RNA of Bathycoccus prasinos, 867 nucleotides long. RefSeq lists its product with no specific name. NCBI's taxonomy places the organism in Eukaryota, Viridiplantae, Chlorophyta, Mamiellophyceae, Mamiellales, Bathycoccaceae. The record is from RefSeq and is a predicted model, not a curated record. The transcript has 2 exons. The coding region runs from base 1 to 867 and encodes 288 amino acids.
AUGGCACCACCGAAACUGAACAAAGACGGCACGGAGCGGAAAACGAAAGCAUCGAAACAACAACCAACAGGAGGAACAUCAGGAGGACCGACGAAAGCGCAAUUGGAAGCGCAAAGAAACGCGAUGCGAGAAACUUUGAAACAGUUGAAAGAGAAAAGAGACGCGGAGGACGACGAAGCUUUUGAAAUUGGAAGCGUGUACGACCUCGCGUUAGGGUUGGAACUGUGGCUCACGGAUAAUUCAAAGGUAUUUCCGGAAAAACCGUUGAAGCAAAAGCUCGAUCGCAUGCUCCACAUUCAAAAGCAAUGCGUCGAGAACGUCAACUCGGACAAGGUGGACGUGGAGUCUCUCUUUUGGGAGCUCGCUUCCUUGUACGUCAUCGUGAAUCGCGAAGCGGCGAGACCGGAGUUGAACAUUCAACGACCUCGGUUUACGAUGAUUGCGCCGAAAGAAAACUACAGAGAUGAUCCUACUUUAGAUAAGAAAGAAAACGAAACGAGGAAAAGAGCGACGUAUUUACCCGCGGUUGCCGAAGACGACGAGGUGAGCAAAGAGGAGGUACAACGGCUGUUGGAGGAAGUGGAGAGAGAAGUCGAGAAGAAGAUCAACGAGAUGAUGGACGGAGGAGGUGGAGAGGAUGGCGGAGACGGUGAUGGUGGUAGUAAAGGAGGAACUGAAAUGGAAACCGAAACUACGCCGGGAGCGGCGAAAGCGGAAGACAAAGAAGAAGACCAAGAAGAAAAACAACCGGAAGUAGAAGACGAACGCGAAAAAGCGGCGGAGGAAAAGGCGAAAGGGGAAGAAGAAGAACAAAAAGGAGGAGACGAUGAUCGGGAGAUGACCGACGCUCCUCCUCCUCCUCCUUAG